Arabidopsis thaliana (thale cress) is the source of this 1436-nucleotide messenger RNA. RefSeq names its product NAC domain containing protein 4 (gene NAC004). Lineage: Eukaryota; Viridiplantae; Streptophyta; Magnoliopsida; Brassicales; Brassicaceae. Gene Ontology annotation, molecular function: DNA binding. Bases 148 to 1227 code for a protein of 359 amino acids. Gene Ontology annotation, biological process: regulation of DNA-templated transcription. The record is from RefSeq and is marked reviewed. The transcript has 6 exons. Gene Ontology annotation, cellular component: nucleus; membrane.
AAACACACACUUCGUCUUCCUCCUAAAAACAAAAAAACUCACACAUAACUUGCAGAGCAUCGUUAAUGGCGAAACCUCUCUGCUACAUAUUUUGACUUUUUCUCACCAAUUUUGUCUUUUAUCUGAAACUUUAGUCGCUCUCGGACAAUGAUGAAUCCGGUGGGUUUCAGAUUCCGUCCAAACGACGAGGAGAUCGUCGACCAUUACCUCCGGCCAAAAAAUCUCGAUAGUGACACUAGCCAUGUCGAUGAAGUCAUUAGCACAGUCGAUAUCUGUAGCUUCGAGCCUUGGGAUUUACCUUCCAAGUCGAUGAUCAAAUCGAGAGAUGGGGUUUGGUAUUUCUUUAGUGUUAAGGAGAUGAAGUAUAACAGAGGUGAUCAACAGAGAAGAAGAACAAACUCUGGGUUUUGGAAGAAAACUGGAAAAACAAUGACUGUCAUGCGCAAAAGAGGAAAUCGUGAGAAGAUCGGUGAGAAAAGGGUUUUGGUUUUUAAGAAUCGAGAUGGUUCAAAGACCGACUGGGUUAUGCACGAGUAUCACGCUACGUCCUUGUUUCCUAAUCAGAUGAUGACGUAUACAGUCUGCAAAGUUGAGUUUAAGGGUGAAGAGACAGAGAUCUCUUCUUCUUCUACUGGUAGUGAAAUUGAACAGAUUCACUCUUUAAUCCCUCUUGUGAACAGUUCUGGAGGAUCUGAGGGUUCGUCGUUUCACAGCCAAGAAUUACAGAAUUCAAGUCAGUCUGGUGUCUUUGCUAAUGUGCAGGGAGAAUCUCAAAUCGAUGAUGCAACUACACCGAUUGAGGAGGAAUGGAAAACAUGGUUGAAUAAUGAUGGUGAUGAGCAGAGGAAUAUCAUGUUUAUGCAAGAUCAUCGCAGCGAUUACACACCUCUAAAGUCGUUAACUGGUGUCUUCAGUGAUGAUAGCAGUGAUGAUAAUGAUUCUGAUUUGAUAUCUCCUAAAACAAAUUCUAUUGGAACUUCGAGCACUUGUGCUAGUUUUGCUAGCUCAAAUCAUCAGAUAGACCAAACUCAACAUUCUCCUGACUCAACAGUCCAGCUAGUGUCAUUAACUCAAGAGGUGAGCCAAGGUCCGGGUCAAGUGACUGUGAUUCGAGAGCAUAAAUUGGGUGAAGAGUCUGUCAAGAAGAAAAGAGCUAGUUUCGUUUACAGGAUGAUACACAGAUUAGUCAAGAAAAUUCACCAAUGUUAUUCUAUCUCAAGAACAUGAUAACAAUAGAUGAGACCAAGAACACCUUUUAGUACUUUUCCAAAUUUGUAGAAAUAUAAGUUAUGUCUAUCUUGUUUUGUAAACUUUGAUCAGAUUGUGUGACUUCAUGUAUGUACUCUCUCUAUAUAAAAAGGGUGGAUUUGUGAUACGAAGUUGUUAGAGAAGAUAAAGUUGUAUGAAUUCAAUUAAUACAACUACCAAAAUGUUAU